CAGUGUGUCAUGCACUGAUCGAGCUGCAUCAUGGAGGGUUCCGUGAGCUCACGGCUCGUUAAGGUGUUCGCCGGGGUCGCGAUCGCUUUCACAGCAACCGUCCUGAUGCACGUGCGAGACCCGUCCGACGUGCUGCUGGACAGUGGUUACGGUUACCCCGAGCUGUGGAGGAAAACCGGCCUGGCCGGAGCUCCGGCGCGUGCUGCGGCGUGCAUCCUGGCGGGCGCUCUGCUUCUGGCAGCAGGCUGGCUCUACCGGCUCCUGUUCGCUCCUCUGGAGCUGCUGCGGAGUCCGGACGAUGUGGGAUACGUGGCGGAGGACGGGCGCUCCCGAGCGCGUGCGGCCAACGAGGUGCGGCGGAGGCGCAAGACCGGGGAAUUGCCUCCGGUUUACCCGAACGGCUGGUACCGGAUCCUGGACUCGCACAUGCUGGAGCGGGGAGACGUCAAGAGCGUGACCGUGUUGGGUGAGCAGGUGGCUGUGUUUCGGGGUCAGGAUGGGAAGGCCUAUGUGAUGGAUGCCUACUGCCCCCACCUAGGGGCCAACCUGGCUGUAGGGGGCCGAGUGGUGGGCAACUGUAUAGAAUGUCCCUUCCAUGGGUGGCAAUUUCGAGGAGAAGAUGGGAAGUGUGUCAGGAUCCCAUAUGCUGAAAAAGUUCCGGAGUUUGCUAAGGUGCGCUGCUGGCCGAGCUGUGAGAUUAACGAGCAGAUCUUGGUUUGGUUCCACUGUGAUGGAGAGGAACCAGGCUGGACGGUUCCUGAGCAGAAAGAGAUCACCAAUGAAGAGUGGGUUUACCGUGGACGCACGGAGCACUUCAUCAAUGCUCACAUAGAGGAGAUACCAGAGAACGCUGCAGACAUCGCUCACCUGGCCCAUCUCCACACACCAGGUAUCGUGAGUGGCGUGGACCUGCGUUACACCAACAGUAAGACCUGGGAGUUCAUCCGCCAUGACUGGAAGGUGGAAUGGAAUCCAGAGCCAGAGCCCAAUAAGCACUGUUCUCAGAUGUUGGUGAAGCACGCUCUCACUGUAUUCGGACGCCACUGGCCUCUCUUGGACGUGAAUGUGGUGGCCAGACAGGUUGGUCCAGGUGUAGUGUUCCUGCUGUUUAAUCACAACUUCUUGGGCCGUGGUGUGAUCUUACACUGUGUGACCCCAGUGGAGCCGCUGCUGCAGUGUGUGUCACACACCAUCUUCUACCAGAGCAACAUUCCUCCACUAGUGCCAAAAUUCAUCCUGCGCGCAGAGUGUAUUCAGUUUGAGCGGGACGUGAUGAUUUGGAACAAUAAGAAGUAUAUCUCUAAACCGUUGCUGGUGAAAGAGGACUCAGCCAUCCAAAAACACCGGCGCUGGUUUAGUCAGUUCUACAGCGAGAACAGCCCACGUCUGCGCUUCCAACACGACACACUGGACUUCUGAUCAAACACAUGGUCUGGACUCAAGAUGUUAUGCAGUUGUUCGAUCAAAUGAUGAGGACAGGAUGCUUGCAAUGGAUCUGACAGAUGAAAAAAAAAAUCCCUUCCCCGUCCUGAAACACAUUAGCAGAUUAUAUCAAGUUGCUCAAAGUAAAAUGAGCCCCUGAUCUUAAAAUAUUCAAACGUUCCACAAUCAGAACUGAAAAUCUCAAAAACCCAAGAGGAUGCCAUGAUGGUAGCAGCUUAUUUCCUUCCGCUUUAAGGACCAAGCUGUCCUUGUUAAAGUGCCUGAGAGGACUGUGAAUCAUUGAGCAAGUGCUAACUUUCUCUCUCUCUAUGAGAAUCACUGUUGCUUGACUUUAUUGCACUGUAAUCAGGGGAAAUCAACACGUCACAACACAUCGCAGACUGAAGAGCUCUUCCAGCUAAUGCAAGCAAUAACAGCUGACGGGCCAGAAGACGAACUGAAGCCACAAGACCCAAUCAUUUCUACACUGUGAAUUAAGAGGAUGUCCUCUUAGUAUUACAAAAAUACAGUGCAUGAAUUGGUGCACCAGUCUCUGUACUUACAUAAAAACACAGCAACACUGAUUCAAACAAGUGUGUAUCAUGAAUGAUUCUAUACACGCAUCACUGUAUGGUAAGUAGUAUACUGUAUGGUAUACUACUUGCAUCUCUUUCUUUAUUAGUAAUGCACUAUUAUUUAGAAAUGAUAUCAAAGGAGGCUUGGUCUCUAUGCCUGUCUGAUAGAAACAACUCUAAAUCAUAUUAUAUAAAAUCGUUGGUGGCUUUAAAAAUAUCUGCGAUAUACUGGAUAAUUAAUCUUGCAUCAACAUGCCCAUUGUAUUAUCUCAGAAUGGAAGGUAUACAAUGAUCACAAUUUUUCAUGAAUUAAAGAUUGACACAUCAUACUUUUUAUCCAUUUGUACUUAGGUUUAAUGUUGUUGAACAUCUGCAAAACAAGAUUACUUACUUUAUAACAGAAAAUGUUACUGAGAAACCACAAAGCCCUCCGUCCUGAAGACUGUGUCGGAAAACUUAAACUUACAAAGCACUGACACUGGAGACUCCUUCCAAAAAUGAUAAAUGUCUCCUCACAGAAAACUUAACGCUAAAGAGUACAUUAAUAUAAACCUGUGAUUUGCAGGUUUAUAGUUGCAGCUGCUACUAUACGCUGUGGUAUAAAUGUCUGUAUAGUGCAAAAUGGCCAAAACGUUUCAUUUGGUGAUAUUUAGACUAAAUAAUAAAUAUUUCAAUAUUUCUACACUGUAGCUACAUAUCACUAAGUAUAUAGUAUAGUAUAUGUGUGGAAUAUUCCUUCAGUCUCCAUUGAGUUGUAUUAUUUUUCUAUUUCAGUCUGUUUUCACUGCACUGAAUGCCUUCAUUAUAGUACGUUAGAGCAUGCACUAAAGGUGUUUAGUGUUUGAUAAAGCUCGAUAACUACAGAAUUGUUAUCUAACCCCUUUUUUUAAUCAGCAGGCAUUUGUCCUUGUGCAUUGCCAAACUACUUGCUGUUGCUCAUUUGCUUUAUUUACAACAAUGAGAGCAGUUUGUGCUGCAGUUAUACAGUAAAAAUAGUACAGCAUUUUCCAGCCUAAUCUCUGCCCAACAUGUUUGUAGCAUACGACUAAUUACCUCAAACUAUCAUUUUUAUACAUUUCUCUGGACAAAAAAUAACAGGAACAUUGUUUGGUAGAUACUCACUUAUAGUAGACAUCGAAGGGCAGUUUCUGAAUUUAUCAAUAAAUGUUGAAAUAAUCCUACAACUAUUACACCAAAGGUCUUAACACAUACAUUAGACAGUGUCACAAAACUUAUUGAAUGUACCUCUGUGUACUACUUUUUUUGUUUUUUUUUUAAUUUAUGGUAUCCUUGGCUCGUCAGGCAGAAACUGAGAUCCAUCUCUAAUUUUGACAGAAGAAUUCAUUGACAUUCAUUGACAGUAUUGAAUCAACUGCCCUUAGACAUAUAAGCUUAUAUAGAUCGCUUAUAUAGCAUUUUUAUACUACAGUGUAGUUGAAUGCAUGAUUAAUAAUAUGGUGAAGUUUUCUGUAAGAAAAUGUUUAUUAGACAUUUAUGGAAGGAGUCUCCAGUGUGAGUGCUUUGUAAAGGUCCGUACAUUUCCAACAAUAGAACUACAUUUUAUAGCUGCUAUAACGUAAGCGAUAACAGGAGCCGACUUGUUUUGCGGAUGUUCCAUAACGUUAAUUGUCAAUAUAAAUGGAUAGAAAUGUACAACUUGUACAACUUGUACAACUUAAUGAAUCAAAAA
Pangasianodon hypophthalmus (striped catfish) is the source of this 3687-nucleotide messenger RNA. Its product is annotated as cholesterol 7-desaturase nvd. Bases 31 to 1419 code for a protein of 462 amino acids. Lineage: Eukaryota; Metazoa; Chordata; Actinopteri; Siluriformes; Pangasiidae. Gene Ontology annotation, molecular function: 2 iron, 2 sulfur cluster binding; chlorophyllide a oxygenase activity. Gene Ontology annotation, biological process: cholesterol metabolic process; chlorophyll biosynthetic process. The transcript is spliced from 8 exons. Gene Ontology annotation, cellular component: chloroplast. The record is from RefSeq and is a predicted model, not a curated record.